UGCCUGAGGGACAGGGACCUGCGGCCUGCAGUGGCUGCCCCGCCUCAUGCCUCAGGCCUGGCGCCGCCAGCCGCUCCCGGCCCGGGGCGGAUGGAUGAUUGGAGGCCAUGAAUUCCAGAAACACAUUUUCGGAAGUGAGGAGAGGGUACCUAGCUGGCAAACCAAACUCCUGGCAGCCCUCGCGGAUCCUUGUUGUGGAGGCCGUGCCACCUUUUUGGGCCAACACCUGCUCCAAGCUUUGCGAAGCACUGGAAAACGUAUUCUGCCUGGCGUGUAGCUUGGCAGGGCCCUGUCGCAUCCCGCUGCUCAGCCUGUACGUGGUUCAGAACCAGCACGAGUGCCUGCUUCCCUUUGUGCAAGUGAAAGAAAGCUUCACUCGGCUUCAGACCUGUCUGUCAGAGCUCCGCUCCUUGCCCAGAGAGGGCUCUUUCCGGCUGAAGGGGGAAGGCAUGAUGCAGGCAGUGCAGGAUGGUCUCCAGCAGUUUAAACAAUACACCCGACACGCGACAGCAGGGAGCUCAGUGAACAGCUCUGUGGAGAUUACAGUUGUGACCAGCCAGGCUGGAGCAGAGAUAGUGAAGCAGCUGGAAGCAGGGUUAAAAGACAUAGAUCUGGUGUGUCUGCGGAGACUGCAGGUCGUUGAGAUCUCCAGGGGAGACAUCCCUGAGGCCGUGGAUGUGGAUGUGGAGUGGAGCGCACAGGCUGCGGAUGAGGCCAGCAGCAAUGACACCUCAAUCCUGGGCAUGGACAUUGACCUGCAGACCCUCGAGAACGACGUGGUCAGCUUGGAGACCUUCUUCAAAACCUGGCUGCACGACCAUGGCACAGACUGCGAGCAGCUCCAUCUCCUCCUCCCUGCAGCAGGCACUGCUCACCAUGCUGCCCCCAGGACCAGCCUAGCAUGUGUAAAGUGCGACAUUCAUGAACGGAUCCUCAGCCCAGCCCUGCUCCCCCAGGCAGCCAACGUCACCGUGAGGACAGACGACCCGAGCACACCCCUGCAGCUGGCAGCCGGUCCAUCCGCCUCGCCAUACAGGCUCAGGGCCAUCAAGGCUCUGAAGCGUGAGGGGGUCUGUGAGUCCGUGCUGUAUGGGCUGCCCUUCAUCAUCAAGCCGACGAGCUGCUGGCAGCUGGACUGGGACGAGCUGGAGAUGAACCAGCACCACUUCCACGCACUGUGUCACAGUCUGCUGAAACGGGACUGGAUGCUCCUGGCCAAACGUGAGCCGCAGAGUGCAAGCCCCAGCUGGAGCAUCGUGGCAACCUCCUACUAUGCCAUCAUCCCCUCCGACUCCUCCACGCUGCUGCUCAGAGCCAUUGCGGUCAGAGAGCUCCUGCUGCCCUGUGCAUUCCCAGCCCUCAGUGCUGAGCUACCCGAGGCCGCGCUGAGCACCAUUGAGGCAAGUUGGGGUCUGCACAUGGGGCUGGAGAGCCAGGAGCAGUCUCGCCUUUGUAGUGCCCUGAGCAGCCUGGAGCUGGAGCCCAUGUACAAUCCACUACGCAUGAGGAGCAACCUCUACAAGCAGCUGCAGGGUGAGCUGUCCCGGCCCCUGCACCGGCAGCUGGCUCAGCACCGCCCCAGGGAGCGACACCCACCCAGACAGCCCCUGAGCCGGCAGCCCCCCAGCAAGGCCAGGGCCACGGUGGCACCCCUGCCGAUGGCGGCCCCCGCACCCAAAGUGCGCACAUCCAUGGCCAGGAAGGACACCUGCGAGCUCUCCCUCUUCUCUGAUGAGGACGACCAGGCCUAAGCGCCGGUUGCAGCCCCUGCCCCAGCAACCGGGGCUCGGGCUGCGCCGGGCCCCAGGCCUGCUGGAGCCACGUGGGCCGGCGCAGGAAGUGGUCAGGCCAGUGCCGGAGCUGCUCUUCCCCGGGCGCUUCCCACAGCCAGUUCCCUUGUUGCUGUUCUGCUUGGUUGUUAGUUACUGAGUCCGUCUGCAGGAAGCUGCUGCCCACGAGACCCCCCCACCCCCCUGCCACACACAGCCCCUCCGUCCCCACCAGCACCAGGCAGCCCUGCGAGGGGGCUGGUGCAUCCCGCAGCGCAGGGAACCUGCCCAGCACCCCCAGGACACAAUACCAGGGGCAGAAGGGUUCCUGAGGCAGGCCCUGGAUGGUCUGAGGGGGGCCCAACGUGACAGAGGCCCCCCACAAGUGCCAGUCUGAAGCUAGGCUCUUCCCUUCCCCUCUCCCCCAGCAGUCCCUAGACAGCCGUUUCUGCUCAGGCCUGCCUGGCUUCACAGCCCUGCCAGGACGGGGCUGCAGCAAGCAGGGUCCCGGGUAGGCAGCGAGCUGCCUGGAGCCAUGCACGUGUUGCAGCGCGGGGUGGGUGCACCACGGGGUGCCGUGGAUCCUGCGGCUGCCCCAGUCCUGCAGCAGCUAGGUAUCUUGUGUGCUCCCCUUGUUUGGAUGGUCCUGGUUGUGUGGUUCCACAAUAAAGUUGUGCAGUGUG
This is a messenger RNA of Alligator mississippiensis (American alligator), 2452 nucleotides long. It is a transcript of the gene M1AP, whose product is annotated as meiosis 1 associated protein. The record is from RefSeq and is a predicted model, not a curated record. The transcript is spliced from 10 exons. Gene Ontology annotation, biological process: male meiosis chromosome separation; spermatogenesis; meiosis I. NCBI's taxonomy places the organism in Eukaryota, Metazoa, Chordata, Crocodylia, Alligatoridae. The coding region runs from base 108 to 1751 and encodes 547 amino acids.